AUGUACAAUUCUGAUGAUGAGUUUCCAAGCGAAUCAGAACUAUUAAGAUCACAUGUUAUUCAUUUAAGCACGAAUGAGAAAAACAAGAAGCGUAAGUCAGUUGCUGAAAGUGAUAAUGAUCUUUCGGAUGUUGAGAAGCUUAUUUCAAGAAUUCCUAUUUCUUCACAAUCGAUUGAGCAUAAAAAAAAGAAAAUCUUUGUUGAGAAAGAGUCAAAAAAAUCAAAAAAUGACGAUGGUUUUGUAUUCAAGGAUGGAAAGAAAAAAUAUAUUUUAACAAGCAAACAAAUUCAGCAAAAGAUAAAAAAUUUGAAAAGACGUUUAAAUGGCAGAGAUACUUCAGAGGCUAUUAAAAGUAUAAUCAAGAACUUUCGAUCAACAGAUUCUUUUACCAAUUUUAAGAAGCGAACGAUGGGAGAAAAGAGCAAUCCAAAAAUUUUGGUGACCAGAAUUAAUGAUCUGAUUCCAGGCUACUACGGAUGCAAGGGAUACGAGAUAAUUUACAAACAUUUGAUAGAGACGGUUUUAGAAGAUACUCCGCUUGUAUAUGAAGGUAACAAAGGUAACAGAAACAGUUUGAUAAACGAGGUUAUAAUUCCAGAAAUCGCUAUCUACUUAAUCGCUAAGGAUUUGAAAGUUGAUCACGAUUUGGGUCUUAGGAUUCUCAAAUGCAGCAUAGGAUACGGAUCGCAUAAUUCUAUUAGCAGGUCUGAUGCUACUUUUGGUACCAAAAAACUUGAUCGUAUUAUUCAAAUUCAUGAUUAUAAAAUAUGCAUGCUCGGAUUCGAGCUUAUUCUGACUGCUGGAUCUGGUAAUCGUUUGAUGAAAAAUUCUUUGUCUGAAUCUGCACAAUGUAUAUCAUCAUCGAGUUGGUCAUAUGAUAUCCCAUCAUUCGAUGAUCAUCCAAAUACAUAA
Dentiscutata erythropus is the source of this 912-nucleotide messenger RNA. Lineage: Eukaryota; Fungi; Glomeromycota; Glomeromycetes; Diversisporales; Gigasporaceae. The record is from the annotation of a GenBank genome assembly.